CAUUUAACGAGUUACUAUAUGUACCACAUCGAGGGAACGCCAAAGCAUCCAGAAUCCUGAUGGUCACUGGCAUAUGAGCCUUGGAAAACUCUCAAAAUUCAAUUUGAAAGCAACACACUUUGUAAGCACUUGUUGAAACAGAGCGGCCUUCAGGUUGGACUUGGAUCUCCUUUUGACUGACCUCGAAGUCCCUUCCAAUCCCGCAAAUCUACGAAGAAGUUGAACUGCUGACACUCUACCCUCUAUCCAUGAGCCUCCGAAUCUACUGACAAGGCUCAAGAUGCUUGAUGAAAACCUUCCAACCUUCUACAUCAAGCCUUCCACGGAGAGGCCAAAGCAUCAAUCCACGUAUUACUUUUGCCAGGGUGGUGAAGACCCAUCCCCCGCCUACUCCGUUCGCCAUCUCGACCCCGACCUUCCGGCCUCCAAAAACCGGUAUGCUGUAGCUCUCUACGACUCGUUUUGCCCGGACAUCCUCUACGGGGAAGUGCUUUUGAUUCCAAAAUGGACGCAGCCUUCGCUAUCGCAGGAAGCCAUCCGACAGAAUAACGGAGUCCCUCCGCCUCCCGAGCCUAUACUUCCAAAUGAGUUUAUUAUUCAACUGUAUAACCCGGAUCAGCAGGUGCUGGUGCGUUAUAAGCCAAAAUCUUGGAACUCGCCUGCAUCGUGGCAGUUUGAAAUGCCCCAGCAGACAUUUCGCCUGCCGUCGGGCUCUUCCUUGGACCGCACUAUGAGCGACCCGGCGGCUUCGGAUAUAACACCUAAACUUCGGUUUAACUGGCAAAAGGAUGGGAAAUUCUCCAAGGACCUCACAUGCUAUCUUUCCGGAAAGACGGUGGACGUUGAUGAUGCUAGAAAGCGAAGCAAGGAGCCGGAUAUUACCGUUUCCAUCUUCAAAGGACUCAAAGAAGUCACCUUAUACGAGCCAAAUCUUUACCGUGUAGAAAUGGAAGAUCAUAAGGGCCUGGAGGUCGUUUUGCUCUUGGGUGCAGUAGUCAUCCGUGAUGUCUAUUUCGGCCAUAUUAAGACCAGCUUUCAUAUCACAGAUCCCCCAAACCCCACCACUCUAGCAGCGCCAAAAAUAACCCCGCCUAAAGUUUCGGUGAACGGAACCGCUCCCCAAAUAAAAGGUCAGAGUGGAGGACCUCAGCCGAACCAACAAGGUCCUCAUUCCAACCCUCCACGGCAAACGACAUUACCAGUACGCGAAGCACGUCCACCGCCUGCCGACCCGCGCACACAGUGGGAGAUUGACGCCGAAACGAGCCGCUUAAAACAACAAGCCGAAGCUGAAGCACGAGAACGUCGACGAAAGGAAAAAGAAGCAGAAAAACAAACAAGGAAGCUUCUUGAGGCUGAAGAACGAGAAAGGAGGCGGAGAGAGGCCCAGGUGAAGGAAGAAACAGAGCGCUUAAAGAAAAUAUACGGCAAGGAGGACAAGAAGCUGCGGAAGCAAGUCUCUGGGCCACCAAGUGCUUCACGGCCGCCAGCUCCCCUGCCACCGGGACCGCCACAAUUCAACAAUGCACAUUAUCUGACUUCUACGCCUGCUCCGUCCUGGUUCGCUACACCUGCCAGGCCACAAACGACACAGCCGACCCCUCAGUUUCUCGCACCUCGUCCGCCUGCAUCCACGGCGGGAGGACUAAGACCACCACAGCCCCAGCUAAAGGAAAGGAGGAGCAUUUUCGGGUUUCGACUGGGAGACAGUAGGGAUUCCGGAAACGGGUUGUCCAAGAAGAGGAGUUCUAUGUUCUAGAAAGUACCGGGUACCAACGCUUUCAUGGCCUUUCGGACGUCAUUUUCCAGCUGUUUCUGGGGUUGGGAACUUGGUAGAUGGCAGGCGAUUUUGGAUUCUGGGAAAUUUUGGGUUGUUACGGUGUUGUUUGUUGCUUUGCAUCAUAUUCUUUACGCUACUUUGAUACCCGAUAUUGCAUAUUUUUAUUUAGCUACUCGAGUUGCAUGUCAAUAGCUGUAACUUUUAUAUGCUGGAAUGGCAGAAAAAGUAAAAUGAGAUA
Messenger RNA from Coccidioides immitis RS, 2018 nucleotides. RefSeq lists its product as uncharacterized. The transcript has 2 exons. The record is from RefSeq and is a predicted model, not a curated record. NCBI's taxonomy places the organism in Eukaryota, Fungi, Ascomycota, Eurotiomycetes, Onygenales, Onygenaceae. The coding region runs from base 281 to 1759 and encodes 492 amino acids.